This is a messenger RNA of Miscanthus lutarioriparius, 348 nucleotides long. Lineage: Eukaryota; Viridiplantae; Streptophyta; Magnoliopsida; Poales; Poaceae. The record is from the annotation of a GenBank genome assembly.
AUGAUCUGCGUCCCCUUGCAGUCCCCCCUCAUUCGCAGCAGGCCAUGCCUUCGUCGUUCCCGCACACCGAUCUCCGUUGGCUCCCUGCGCCGCAGCGGCCGGCUUGCAGCAAAGCCGCGGGCGGCGAACGCCACCAGGCAAGCACAGAUUGUGCUACUUAAGAAGCUCGGGGUGCAUGUGGAUACCAGCGCACCAGACCUGGAGAUCGAGCGGAAGUUCAAGGCCACGUUCCGUGGGGGCAACAUGUCGGCCAACAAGCAGCAGGCACUGCAGAUCUUUUUUAACAGCGACUUCGACCCGAUGGCCAUGGGCCUUGACAUGGCUGAGUUGGACACUGUUGAGACGUAG